Molecule: messenger RNA, 1727 nt
Organism: Rhizophagus irregularis DAOM 181602=DAOM 197198
Lineage: Eukaryota; Fungi; Glomeromycota; Glomeromycetes; Glomerales; Glomeraceae
Biological process (GO): phosphorylation; sphingosine biosynthetic process
Cellular component (GO): cytoplasm; intracellular membrane-bounded organelle; membrane
Source: RefSeq, a predicted model, not a curated record
AUGAUACCUUUACAAGUAAAAGUAAAAAGCGAUGGCAAUAAUACCACCAGUUUAUCUUUUAGCGAUGAUGUAUUAUUGUUAGAACAGAAAAAGAACUCUGGCGUUACGAACAAACCGAUCAAAAUAUCUGCUAGAUAUAUUCUUUCUGUUUAUCUUGAUAAAUCAAAAGAAGUUCGAAUAAUAAUAAAAGCAUUAAUUCCACAGGGAAAGUUAAUAUUAAAAUUAGAUACAUUUUCUUUUGAGGUUAUCGAUGAAGAAGCUGCCACAUUAUGGAUUAAAGCAAUAAAUGACGCCGUAUAUAAAGAUACGAAAAAAGCAAAACAUCUUAAAAUAUUCGUCAAUCCUUUUGGUGGAGCUGGUAAAGCUGAAAAUGAUUUCAAUCAAUCCGUUAUGCCAAUAUUUGACGCAGCAGGAUGUACAUGUGAAAUUACUAUAACAGAAUAUUCGGAUCACGCUAAAGAGAUUAUAAAAGAUUUAGAUUUGAAGGCUUACGACGCUAUUGUUACGGUUAGUGGGGACGGUAUAAUUCAUGAAGUUAUCAACGGACUUUUAUCACGCGAUGACGCACUUGAAAUUGAUACUCCGAUUGGAGUGAUUCCCUCAGGAAGUGGGAAUGGGCUAAGCUUCUGCCUCUUGGGUAAUGAUCAUGGUAAUAGCGUGUCUCACGCUGCUCUUAACAUAAUAAAAGGUGUUCCAAUGAAAAUCGAUGUAUGUUCAGUCACACAAGGGGACGAAAGAUAUUAUUCUUUCAUGUCACUAAAUUAUGGAAUUAUUGCUGAUUGUGAUUUAUCAACUGAACACUUGAGAUUUAUGAAAGAUUUCAGAUUUGUGAUUGGCGCUUUACAGGCAUUGUUAGCGAAUCGUAAAUAUAGUUGCGAAAUAGCAAUGAAAAUUGUUGAAGAUAAUAUUGACAAUAUUAGACAAGAAUAUAAUAAAAUCUAUAAUUCUUCAUCAUCACACGUUGAAGACAAAUCGAAUGAAGUUGAAGAUAAAUCAAAAGGGAUAGUAGACAAAUAUGGAAGCGUAAAUGAUCCAAUUCCAUCAGAUUGGACAGUAUUGAAUGAUGAUGGAUAUAUUUUCAUCGCAGGGAAAGUUCCAUGGUUAUCUAGAAGUCAGAUUGUAUUUCCUUGUGCAUUACCAUCUGAUGGACUUUUAGAUCUGAUGAUAGUUAAUUGGGAUAAAAUAUCAAAACUGAAAGUCGCAAAUAUAUUGGCUUCAUUUGAACAAGGAGCUCAUAUUAAUAUGAAAGAGGUUAAAUAUUAUAAAGUAGCGGCCUUACGAUUAACUCCAAAAAAUAAAGACACGGGAUAUAUUAGUAUUGAUGGGGAGAAAGUUCCAUUUAAACCUUUUCAAGUUGAAGUUCAUCCUAAAUUAAUAAACGUAUUAAAUAUAGAUGGAAAAUAUGCUCCAACGAAUGUUUAAUUAAUUUAAAAAAAAAAUGGACAAUAAUUAUAUAGAAUGUACUGUAUUUUUAGUAUAAAUUAUUGUUUUUUUUAUACAUGUAAAAAAAGAAUUAAUUAUUCAUUUCAAUUCAAAGAACAAAUCAUAUAUGCACAUAUAAAUUAUUUGUUAUAUUUAGAAACACAAAUAUGAAACACAAGUGAAACAAAUAUAAUGAACAUAUGACGAUCUUGUGAUUGUAAUGUGAUACAACUAUUAUGUUAUUGUUAAGAUAAUGUACCAACAAAUUACCGAAUUUAGAAUAUGACCCCCCUAAAAAUCUUGAG